GGAAGAGGAAAAAGGAGAAUUAUAGAAAGUAGGCGAGAAGGAGGGACGGAGUGGGGGACUCUUUGACCCACCCAGCUCUCUGACCUGCCCAUUCCUCCUCGGCUCCUGUCAGAGCAGCUUUAUGACCGAGAAAGCAGAAGUUGCUUAAAGUUUCGCGAACAGCUUUCAUUGUCAGCAUGGCCGGAGGCUCGGUGUCAGAGUGUAAAGAGUAUCUGUUUAAAGUGCUGGUCAUCGGGGAAUUAGGAGUCGGGAAAACCAGUAUCAUCAAACGCUAUGUCCACCAGCUUUUCUCCCAGCACUACAGAGCGACGAUCGGAGUCGACUUCGCCCUGAAAGUCAUCAACUGGGACAGCAAAACGCUGGUCCGCCUUCAGCUGUGGGACAUCGCAGGGCAGGAGCGAUUCGGGAACAUGACGCGGGUGUACUACAAAGAAGCUGUCGGGGCAUUUGUUGUGUUUGACGUGACGAGGGGCGCCACGUUUGAAGCUGUGUCUAAAUGGAAGCAUGACCUAGACAGCAAGGUGAAGCUGGCCAAUGGUAACCCCAUCCCCGCAGUGCUCCUCGCCAAUAAAUGUGACCAGAAGAAAGAUACCAUCAACAAUUCAACACUAAUGGACAAUUUCUGCAAAGAGACGGGCUUCCUGGGCUGUUUUGAGACAUCAGCUAAGGACAACAUCAAUGUGGACGAGGCAGCCCGUUUCCUGGUAGAGAACAUCCUGGCAAAUGAUAAAGGUUUGCCAUACGAGGAGAGCAACGGAGACCGGAUCAAACUGGACCAGGAGACUGUAGCUGCUGAGAGCAAGGCAGGCUGCUGCUAACAUUCAAUCUGCUCACAUUAGCCAUCCGCCUCCCUCUGGUGGGGUCCAGUGAGUUCACCCAGCCUGUGGCUCCAUCUCCCUGAUGCAACGUCGGAGACGAAUAUAAUAUUUUUUUUCUUUUGUCUUUUCAAAGCUUCAGGAACUUGUCCCUGCACUGAUGCCCAUUUGACCUGUGCAUUCAAGAAUCUUAUUACUUAGUUGUAUUUUUGAUCUUGCCUCAAAGGUUUUCCAGUGCCUUUACUUUGCAUUUUGGGGGAUUUUCUUGUUGUUCCUCUAAAAAUGCUUAGAAUAUGUCUGGCUGAUUUUUCCAGCCGUUGCCCUGUUGUCAGGGCAACAGUUGGGGGGUGGUGGUUGCUGCAGAAAGUUGAGAACCACAAGCUUGAAAACUAUUUUUGACUUUGUGAUUGUCACUUUAGUGUAUUUUAAUCAGUACCAUUCCAUGUAAGUUUUUUUUUCUUAUCUAGCAGUUUUCUGUGAAAGAAAAAGAUGCAGAAGUUUUACUUCAGUGCCCGUAGAUGGACAUUACAUUUUAUUGUACACAGAAUGAAUGUCACCUACUGUUUUCAUUAUUAGACUACUAGACAGUCAUUCUGUAGAAUUUAAAAAAUGUUAUCCUAUCUUGGAUCUCUGUCAAACUGAAUGUUUUUGUCCACUUAUCGCUUAUUAAGUAUUGUGCUAUAACCUUGUUAUUAUUCUGAAAAAGGUGUGGGAAACAAUUUCCUUCACAUGGUACAGUCAAAAUUACAUUGCAAAACAAAAGUAUUUCACUAAAAAGAACAAAACUAUAUUGGCUACAUUACAACAGAAGCAUUUACAAACCUUUGUUUGGUCAUGUUUUUGCUGGCUGUGUAAAUUCCUGUUCUUUUAAAAUGUUUUGUGUCAACCAUUGCGUAACUGGUGAUGCGAUGAAACCAGACUCCGACAGAGGUCUACAGGUUUUUGUACAUGGACAUCUGUGUUGAUGUGUGUUGAUAUAUUGUAAAUAUUGUUUUUAACAUGUUUACAGAUGAUAAUACUUUUAAAUGUUCAAAACCGAAAUAGAAUAAACAUUUUAGCAGA
Molecule: messenger RNA, 1877 nt
Organism: Girardinichthys multiradiatus
Lineage: Eukaryota; Metazoa; Chordata; Actinopteri; Cyprinodontiformes; Goodeidae
Gene: rab32a
Product: RAB32a, member RAS oncogene family
Exons: 3
Coding region: 177-818 (213 amino acids)
Biological process (GO): vesicle-mediated transport
Cellular component (GO): vesicle; trans-Golgi network; Golgi apparatus
Molecular function (GO): GTPase activity; GTP binding
Source: RefSeq, a predicted model, not a curated record